This is a messenger RNA of Panicum virgatum (switchgrass), 855 nucleotides long. Its product is annotated as probable tetraacyldisaccharide 4'-kinase, mitochondrial. Bases 261 to 572 code for a protein of 103 amino acids. The record is from RefSeq and is a predicted model, not a curated record. Gene Ontology annotation, molecular function: ATP binding; lipid-A 4'-kinase activity. The transcript is spliced from 3 exons. Lineage: Eukaryota; Viridiplantae; Streptophyta; Magnoliopsida; Poales; Poaceae. Gene Ontology annotation, biological process: lipid A biosynthetic process.
UCUUCCGGUAGACAUAUAGGAGCCCCCGCGGGGAUGGAGGAGAAGGCGAGGCGAGCGACGCUCGCCUCGCCGCCACCCCGGACUCCGCCAUCCGGGACCUCCCCUUCAUCCACCGCGCCCUCACCGUGCCCCUCCUCUCCGCCGCGUCCGCCGUCCUCCGCCUGACCCUGCUCCUCUCGCGGCUCCGCCCGCGCCGCGCCCUGCCCGUCCCCGUCGUCAGCGUCGGCAACCUCACCUGGGGCGGGAAUGGCAAGACGCCCAUGGUCGAUUUCUUGGCCCGCAGCUUCCACCGCCUCGGCAUCUCGCCGCUCCUCCUAACGAGGGGCUAUGCAGGCGGUGAUGAGCCAAAGAUGCUCCGGAGGCGCCUUUCUGAUACUUCAGCCAAGAUUGGGGUCGGUGCAAACAGAGCAGCAGUGGCUUUUUCCAUGCUGCGAAAAUAUGGCUACAUCCAUCAUUCUAAAACUCUCUGUGCUGAGAACAAGCCUUCAUCGACUAACAAACUGGAUUCCGGAAAAAUUGGAGUAGCCAUAUUAGAUGACGGCAGCAUUGGAGCUUGCUCAGAGAUGUCGUGAUUGUGAUGGUUAAUGGGUUGGCUCCGUGGGGAAACACUCAUUUCAUUCCACGAGGACCCAUGAGAGAACCUUUGAGUGCACUUGGUCGAGCUGAUAUUGUGGUCAUUCAUAAUGCUGAUCUGGUAUCUGUUGUCAUCUCAAUCUCUGAGAUUAUAGUUACCUUGUUUUGUUUUAGUCUACUUUUAUAACGUUACUCAAAUGGCAAAUGCAUAAAACUAUACUGCUGAAGUGUGGUUGUCUGGUUGACCUUGACCAGAAAUUUGAGGGACUCUCUCUUUGCAAA